AAUUCGAUCACCUUGACAACGCUAGAGGGAAAAUCAACCGGGGGGGAUACGAAGAUUAUAUCAAGGGGAUUUGACAAGUAACUCAGUCCACAAGAAUGAUUCAGGAAGACCGUUUAACCUAAAGAGACCGCAUAAUGGAUAUUCACCGAGUGUGAGCGCAGCGGCGGGUUUUGGGAGCCCAGCCUUUGAGUGCCGCUAUCUGCUGAAGUUGGAUUUCUAAUCACUGCAAUGACCGAGUCCUCCAAACCGCCUUCAGGGAGGAGAAUGAAGACACGCGCCCCACCUCCGCCGCAGGCCCCUCAACCUGCCCCACGCCGCAUCUUCAGAAACACUGUGCCUGAUGGAGGAGGGACAUCAGGCAUGGACGCCAAGGAGAACAUGCUGACACCCUCUAUGGAUUUACUGCUAACCCUACCACAGGGAUACCAGACGUCUGUAACAGAGGAUGGCAGUAAGGCGCUGAUGGACCUGCUGGUCGAGCUGUGUAGCCGCUACCACCUGAAUCCAGCACUGCACACCCUGGAGCUGCUGUCGCCCGAGGGCCACACUCUGGGGUUCAAGCCCAACGCGCUGCUGGGCUCCCUCAACGUGGCCUGUGUCCUUAUCAAGGAGAAAGUCUGGGAGGAGAAAGUGGUGCGCAGACCGGCGCCCAAAGUGCCAGAGAAAACAGUGCGCUUGAUGGUGAACUACCACGGCAGCCAGAAAGCAGUGUUUCGGGUCAACCCGUUUGUACCACUCCAGGCUCUCAUACCGAUAAUCUGUGACAAGUGUGAGUUUGACCCUGCACAUGUCCUGCUCCUGAAGGACAGCAUCAGUCGCCACGAGUUGCCGCUGAACCAAUCUUUGACAGAUCUGGGGAUCAAGGAGCUCUACGUACAUGAUCAGAGCCUAGUUCUCCAGCCUAAAAUGUCUUCUGUCCCUGCUCUUUACCACUCAGACUCCAUUCGCUCCAGCACUACCAGUCUGGGUAAAGCAGAGAAGAAAGGCCUUCUGGGUAUCUUCCAGUUCAACAAGAGGAAAACCAAAACAGAGACAACAUCUGUGGACAUGGACUGUGAUGAUAAAAUAAUCCAAAAUGAAGAAACACAAUCUAAUGGUCUGUCCACAGCGUCAAGGGUCCCCAGUGUAGAAGAUCGGCCCAACACCUUGGGCCAGUCUCAGUCAGUCAUGAACAUUACAAAGAUGUCUCCCAAGGCUGACACCAAGAAGAGGAGGGCCCCAGCACUUCCCGGGUCCCCAACACCCACCAUGGGACACAGUAGCUCGGAGGGCUAUCAGGUGGGCCUUGGCUCCGAAAGCCAGCAGAGAAAAAGAAAGGCUCCAGCCCCUCCUCCGACCCCAGCUUCCAUCACCCCAGGCCCCGAUGACACUUCAGCGUCUGGCACUCCCAUCUCCGAUAGCCACGCUAUUGAAACACCUGCCCCAGCCUUACGUACCAAGGUGGCGCAGUCAACCGUUGUCUCUGCGACCACUGUGGUAACGCAAACAGUAAAACCAGCCCCCAUGAAAACAGCAGUAAAACCUCCACCUGUGUGCGCUGCCAACCCAACCCCCAGCUCCCCGACCCCAAGCAGCAGCACCACCGACAGCCUGGCUGUCCAGGAUUCCAGCUCUGAACUCAGCCACAGCCUUGACGACUCAGAUGUUGACCUAGACCAGACCGGUUCCCAAUGCAGCAGCCUCACCAGCAGCACAGUGAACGGGUCUGUGCAGGUCCAACCCCCUACAAAAAGCUCCAGCAGCAGGGUGGAGGCAUCGGAAAAGGCCAGCAGCCUGGCUGCCAAAUUAAAUCAAGAGGCAACCUCUGCCAGGAGCUCCAGGUCGGAGACUGAGUCGGCCCUGAACCUGAAACUGGAUGAAGUGGAGAACAACAGACACAGCGCAAUGGGGACCGCUGAUCAUCCAGCGCCACCAAAACCUCGUCGUUCCCCGGCCUGGGAGCCCCCACAGCUUGUCUUACCCCCCACCCCAUCCUCCCCUCCCAUUGAGCCCACAGAAAGCAACUCCCCAAAGAGUCCCGUGGAGGCGGAGGAUACAGCUCCCCUGUCUUGGCUCCACUCCAUGAAGAGCUCCACAGCCAGUGGCCAGAAACCAGAAACUGAAACACCCGAAGAGGAGACCAUGUCCUUGGGAAGCAGCAGCGGUGGCAGCAGCCUCCCCGACCAGGGUUACGCCGCCUCUGAGGGCAUGACAGAGGGCGAGGACUCAGGCAUGGUCAGCUCUCCAUCUGACACCCAACCCACGUCCCCAGAUGGGAGUUUGUCCCUGGAUGGGAGUAGCGGAGGCGGAGGAGAGAGACUGCUGGGACCAGUGCGGGACAAUUCCAGUGACAGCGAUGAGGGCUGUGCCACCUGGGGAUCAAGGCACAGGCACAAUUACAUCAGCCCACUGGCAAAGUCAGACAGGUUAAAAGACAGCUAUGAAGAGGACCCAGAGCUCACAGCCCAGCUCCAUCAGACUUUGGCAGAUUUUGAAGCAGACCUUGCAGACCACAUAGAUAUAGAAGAGGAGACUCCCUACACCGUGUCCACAAAGAGUAAUGAGGUGCCGGUGUCUGUACUGGACAUGGAUGUGCCAGUCACAGCCAUAGAUGAAGUACUGGAGGACUAUGACCGUAACAUCGUAGAAAAAGAGGCAAAGCCACUUACCAGGACUGAGUCAGCUGGUAGCAAAGGUCCAGGCUUCAGUCAAAAGUCCAGCGUAGAGCUACAGAACAGAAACAACAAUGCUUGUACAGCUUCUGACACUAAUAAAAACAGCAGUGCAAAUACUAAGCAGCCUGAGCAGUAUCGGAAGUCACCGAAGAACAAAUCCAAAGGUGAUAAAAAGGAAGAAAAGAUGCUCGAGACGAAAAUGAAAGGGAUGGGUAUCACAGAGGCAAACAGUGUGAAAAAGGAUAAACAAAGAACAACGUCAGCAGUGAAAUCUAACGGUGACAUGCAGAAACACAGCAAGAUUUCUGAGAUCACACCCGACCCUGUGAAAAGUAACGCUCAGUCUUUGCAAGAGAAGAAACCUGUUCUUCCACCAACCAUUCAGAAAACAGGGUCUACAGAAAGAGAUGAAGAGAUGCACAGCGUUGACCAAAAUAACUCCAGCUCCAGUGCUUCACAUGGCAAAAUCACUCACAACGUCACAUCACGCUUCGGACUGAAAACGUUCACUGUGGUCCCUCCCAAACCCUCUGUCUUACAUGCUUCUACGGGAGCGCCAGCCGUCACAACUCUCGGUGCCAUUAAGAUUGAUGAUCAAGGAAACAUGGUGAAAGUGGGAAUCUCCCAGAAAAAAGUUAGUGGUUCAUCAAAGUCGGAAACUAAUUAUUGUGAUGGGUCUUCACUUCUUGGAAAAGCCAAAGCUUUUUGGAGCUCAAAUGAGAGACAAGAGAGUGCUGUGCCCCACAACAAAGGUCUCAUUGAUAAGGCUAAGGAGUGCACAGAUGGCCUGAAAAGUCCCACUCACACUCCCACUGCAGUGUCAGGAACUACAAUGAAGACUGAGGACCUGCAAAUGAUGCGGGCUUUACUUCAUAAACCUGCAGAGAGAGCCCAGCCAAAAGAGAAGGUGAAAGAAGAAGCUAAAGAAUGGGUGAACAACAUCAAAGUUGCUAAAGAGGAGCAGGUAGAGGUGGAGAGUAAGGUUUCAGUGUCCAAACACGUUCAGCAGCCAAGUUAUAAAACCACCGUUCCCCCUUCUAUUCUUCCAGACCCGGGGAAAGACCUGUCCUUCCUCAAACCAUCCAGACGAACCUCAAGCCAAUACGUGGCGUCUGCCAUCGCUAAAUACACCCCAAAGACUUCUGCUCAACCGAACUCCUUCCCCAACGCACCUGACUCCUCUGCUUCUUUGAAAACGCAGACUAACGGUUUCCAGAGAUCAGGUUGGUCCGUACAAGUGAAUCCACACCAAUCUUCCCAGUCAUCUUUGUCAGAUAAUAAGGAGAAUGAAUCUGCUUUUAAAUCCAACCCUCCCGGUCCUAAGAGAUCUACGAGCCACCCAGAGAGUGUGUCAGAUAGCCAGAGGGAUUUCGGAGAAGUGAGACCGGACAGGGGAGGAUUUGGAAGUUACGUUGGAUCCAUCAAAGGAAACUCUAAUACACUGGAAACAACCAAGAAUAAGCACAUUCAGUCUAGCGGCCCCACCCAAAUAAAUACGACCGCCAACAAUGACAGAGAUAAUAUUAAACAUAUUCGGCCCAGAAGCCCCAGCCCUGCACUAAGCAGCCCUCUGCAUUCAUCUGCCAAACCACCCACAACCCUCAAGACAGUAUACCAAGGCCAGACAAAUAACACGAGGGACGUGCCCAAGGCAGCCACUGGUCCGACACCUGAUGCGAAACCACAACCUUCUGUCACAGUGUCAGACAGCGGCGUGACCCCUGGGCCUCCACCGGUGACAGUGUUUGGGCCGGUUAAAAAGUUCAGACCAGUGAUCUGCAGAUCUGUUGAGAAAGAGACGUCUCUGCACAGCAGCCUGAUGGACGCAAUCCAGACAGGUGGAGGCAGGGACAGGCUCAAGAAGAUAUCCACCUCUGGUCACAGCAGCAGCUUGAAGAAAGCAUCUUAUGUUGAAGAGGAGAAUGAGAGAUCUGCUCUUCUGGCUGCUAUUAGAGCUCAGAGGAACUCCAAGGGGUUGAGGAAGACCAAAUCUGAGGCUGCUGAUGAGCUUGAGAAGUUCAGGAAGGCUUCUGAGGAGGAGAGAAGUGCAGGCCUUCCCUCCUCUCCCUCCUCUCCCUCUCCUCCCUCUUUGACUUGCACUUCUCCUCCAGUCUUCACCCCACCACCGACACCACCAGCGCCCAUGAUUGCACCUCCGCCUCCUCCCCCUGUCUUGCCCCAGGGUAAGCCUAGCACUGUGCCACAUCCAAGUGCUAACGCCCCGAUGAACCCUGCCUUGGCCAGGGAGGCUAUGCUGGAGGCUAUUCGCUCUGGAUCUGCUGCCGAGAGGCUAAGAAAGGUCGCUGUGCCCACAAAGACAGUCAAAGUUAACGGCAGACUGGGAACGAUCCGAGCAGCCUCCUCAACGCUCCCUCAGCAGUGAGAGGGGAAGCCCGCGUCACCGCAGCGAGGAAUCAUUUAUCAAGUUUCAUUUCAGUCUUUGUGUUUUUUUGCCAUUGUGCUUUUGUAACAGACAUUUGGAAAACUGGAUCGAGUCACAUUUUGAGUGAUUGAUGUUUGAAAGUUUUGGGGAACUUUGAUGCUUGACACAAAUUACAGAAAGGAAAAUAAGGAGAAAUCAUGAUCUCUACAUGCUAUCUAGAUAAACUAUUCAUAAGGGGCUUCUCAGCUCUGACUACCAAUCUGGGGCCUUAUGUUUAAACUAAUGCUCAAAGAAUUUUGUAUAGACGGAGAAUGAUUUAACAGUUGUUCUUGGAAAGGGGAUAUUGCUCUUUUAGUAGCCAAACACCAGCAACAUCUUUCUGAUUAAGGUGUCAUAGGUGAAAGGUUUGUCGUUAAUUCUACUCACGAUAUCAGAUCUCUCAGUUAGCUUCUCUGUCCAUCUUUAUGACACAUUGCUGUUCCGAAACAUAUCUCGCCAUCUGUACUUGAAUUCAGUAGUUUUAACUGGAAAGUUGUACAAAAUGUGUGCCAAUGAAAGCAAAUUUAAAUGGCUUGUGCUACUGCUAGAUUUUUGUUUUGUUUUGAUCUUUUUUUUUUAACCACAGCUAAGUUAUGGAUGCCUUAUAAUGUUGCUCAGUCAGUGUUAUGUAUGUGACGUUUGCUGUAAAAUUCUGAAAUGGGUGCAAUAAGCUGCAUCUGAUGAUGUUUCCAGAUUUGAACUUAAUAUAUGUUGAACCCAUUAAGAUGAUUGAAACUUAAGUACACCUCAGAAAACAAUGGAUUGAUCCGUGGACAACGUUUGAUGCUAUAAUAUUAUUUGCAGAUUGUGUUUUAUUUUAUCCAGAUCUGGUCCAGAAUGCCAACUUCUACAGUUCUUGGCUCUGAUGAGGAGUGAGGUGGUGGUGACUGACUAGUGCCUGUUAGCUCAAUGUGCUCCUGUUUUAAUUUCUAACCGUCAUUUGUGCUGCUGCUUAAAAUCUAAAGACAUUGUCAUACUUGGUCAGUGUCCUGCAGAAGCUUAUGCUUGUACAGUAGCAAUGACUGACGAUGCCUUUGAUGGUUCAUAUAUUAGUUAAGGUGAACUUUUCCAUUCCUUGACAUUUCACUUAUUGGAGUACUGUUAUUGAAAUAUAUGAAUGGUGGAUGUCACCAUCAGCAAAGAGAUUAGUUCAUUAAUCAACAAGUCACUACCAGUGGCUAUGUAAUACAAACCAGCAGCUGAAGGAAAGCAGUAGUUUAGGCUAUCAGUGGCCUUGAUUUAGGUUAUUGUCAUUGAAUUGUGUGUGUCACCUCUGUGGGUGAAGUACACAGUGUGGAGUGGCUCUGGUUGAUAGAGAGCCACUGCCAUUAAAUGGAUAAAGUAGGAUGUCCAUGCUGAAUCAUCCUUAGAAUGAAGACAAACAUAGAGGAUCCAUAUUCAGGUGUAAAUGCCUGCUUGCUAAUGUGGAUGAUGAGAUAAAUCUGAGUUAAGUUUUCUACAGAUUUAUUAUAAUUUAUGCUCAAUUUCAGCACUUGUUCAAUAUUUUUACUGUUGUAUGUUUUAUCCUGAGAGUGAAAACCUUGAGAGCUUUUCUGUUUAGUUUUUCUCACUAAGAGGUUGUUUCCUUUCUGCUGGAUCAUUUCACCUGCACACAAUAGCCUACAGCACAUUGUAGCAUUGUAUAUUUUGUAAACUAAAGAUAGAUCUUCACCGUGAAAGAUUUGAUUGAACUCUUUCAUAGAAAGCAGUUUCACUGAUCGUGUGAACAUUUUGUAAGCUUUUGCUUUUAAAGUGAACAUUGUUUUUUGGGAAGGUCGCACACUUAUUUUUGUCUACCUGAUUUUUGAUUCAAUAAAUA
Messenger RNA from Chelmon rostratus (copperband butterflyfish), 6895 nucleotides. RefSeq names its product cordon-bleu WH2 repeat protein (gene cobl). The transcript has 19 exons. Bases 229 to 5037 code for a protein of 1602 amino acids. NCBI's taxonomy places the organism in Eukaryota, Metazoa, Chordata, Actinopteri, Chaetodontiformes, Chaetodontidae. The record is from RefSeq and is a predicted model, not a curated record. Gene Ontology annotation, molecular function: actin monomer binding. Gene Ontology annotation, biological process: actin filament network formation; actin filament polymerization. Gene Ontology annotation, cellular component: plasma membrane; axonal growth cone; actin filament.